AUUUCACGCUGUUAUUCAAUAACACUUGUUGGAGCUCCACCAUGAAGUCCAGGAGAGGAAAUUAAAGCAUUACUCGUUGUUUUUGGAUUGAAAGACUGGGCAAGCGGCUCUGGGAGGAUGUCUCAGAUGCUGAGGCUUCUCUCGGCGGCCGGUCUGCCUCUCUGCCGGGCUGGAGGAGCCCGGGCUCGGCUCUCUGCGGUGACCGCAGGAUGGCUCCUCACAGCCGGGUACCGGAGCUCCGCUGCUCGGAAUGUCAGUCGGACUCCAGCGAACUUCCUGUCCUGUCGCAGAUUCCAGUCAGCUCAGCGACGACUGUACUCCACUGAACCUAAAGAUGGUCAAGGAGGACCUGCAGGAGGAGGAGGAGGAGCAGGAGGAGGAAAAUCAUCAGGUGGAGGGAAGAAAGGAGGAAAAGACUGGUGGAACCGAAUGCAAAAGGGUGACUUCCCCUGGGAUGAGAAGGACUUCCGCUACUUGGCGAUCACUGCAACCGGAGUCAGUUCAGCUCUGCUCUACUUCUACUUCAGAGACAACGGCAGAGAGAUCAGCUGGAAGGACUUCGUCCACCGCUUCGUGGGCAGAGGAAUGGUGGAGCGGUUGGAGGUCGUAAACAAACAAUAUGUCAGAGUCAUCCUGGUGCCGGGAGCCGACGCUGAUGCGAGCUACGUUUGGUUCAACAUCGGCAGCGUCGACACGUUUGAGAGGAACCUGGAGGCGGCGCACAUGGAGCUCGGCCUGGAGUCGUCACGCCGCCCUGCCGUCGUCUACAGCACCGAGAGCGACGGCUCCUUUCUGAUGAGCAUGAUACCCACCCUGCUGCUGAUUGGCUUCCUGCUCUUCACCCUGCGGCGAGGACCAAUGGGAGGAGGCCCCGGUGGCGGAAGGGGCGGGCCCUUCAGCAUGAGCGAGUCAACGGCGAAGAUGAUGAAGGACAACAUCGAUGUGAAGUUCAAGGAUGUGGCCGGCUGCGAGGAGGCCAAGCUGGAGAUCCUGGAGUUCGUCAACUUCCUGAAGAACCCACAACAGUACCAAGACCUCGGGGCCAAGAUCCCCAAGGGUGCCGUGCUGUCCGGACCUCCUGGGACGGGGAAGACUCUGCUGGCUAAAGCCACCGCCGGCGAGGCCAACGUCCCAUUCAUCACCGUCAACGGCUCCGAGUUCCUGGAGAUGUUUGUGGGCGUCGGUCCUGCCAGGGUGAGGGACAUGUUCUCCAUGGCGAGGAAGAACGCCCCCUGCAUCCUCUUCAUCGAUGAGAUCGACGCUGUAGGGAGGAAGAGGGGAGGAGGGAACUUUGGCGGUCAGAGUGAACAGGAGAACACCCUGAACCAGCUGCUGGUGGAGAUGGACGGUUUUAACACGGCGACUAACGUGGUGGUUCUGGCCGGAACCAACAGACCCGACAUCCUGGAUCCUGCUCUUAUGAGACCGGGACGCUUCGACAGACAGAUCUAUAUAGGUCCUCCAGACAUUAAGGGCAGAGCUUCCAUCUUUAAAGUCCACCUGCGACCGAUCAAACUGGACCCCAAGAUGGACAAAGACCAUCUCGCCAGGAAGAUGGCUGCUGCCACGCCGGGAUUCACCGGAGCCGACAUCGCUAACGUCUGCAACGAGGCGGCGCUGAUCGCUGCCAGGCAUCUGAACACGUCCGUCAACGCCAAACACUUCGAACAGGCCAUCGACCGCGUCAUCGGAGGUCUGGAGAAGAAGACUCAGGUCCUGCAGCCCACAGAGAAGAAGACAGUAGCGUACCACGAGGCGGGUCACGCCAUCGUGGGCUGGUUCUUGGAGCACGCCGACCCGCUGCUGAAGGUGUCGAUCAUCCCGCGGGGGAAGGGUCUGGGUUACGCUCAGUACCUGCCCAGAGAGCAGUACCUGUACAGCCGAGAGCAGCUGUUCGACAGGAUGUGCAUGAUGCUGGGGGGCCGUGUGGCCGAGCAGGUCUUCUUUGGCAAAAUCACCACCGGAGCUCAGGACGACCUGAAGAAGAUCACGCAGUCCGCCUACGCUCAGAUUGUGCAGUUUGGGAUGAGUGAUAAGGUGGGGCAGGUGUCGUUCGACCUGCCGCGGCAGGGUGAGAUGGUCCUGGAGAAGCCGUAUAGCGAAGCGACGGCCGAGUUGAUCGACUCGGAGGUCCGGGAGCUGGUGGAGCGAGCGUACCAGAGAACGCUGGAGCUCAUCGAGGACAAGAAGGAGCUGGUGGAGUUGGUGGGGAAGCGUCUCCUGGAGAGGGAGGUCCUGGACAAGGCGGACAUGUUGGAGCUGCUGGGCCCGCGGCCGUUCGAGGAGAAGUCGACGUACGAGGAGUUUGUGGAGGGGACGGGCAGCUUUGAGGAGGACACGAGUCUGCCGGAGGGCCUCAAAGACUGGAACGUGGAGAGAGGAGGAGGAGGAGAGGAGGCCGAGGAGACGAGCCCGACUCAGGACAAACAGCAGGCCGUGUAGAGCCGGAAACUCAGAUAAGGACAAACAAACUCUUCACAUCCCAGCUGCAAAAACCUCAACGCUGACUCAGUUUCACAGAGCCUGGGAGGUAGAGUUCGUAAUUCAGGCCCUCAAUUUACUUUGUGUCCCCUCAGAUCAAUAAUUCAGACACUUGAAUGACUAAAUUCAUUACAGCAAGUUCUCAGUUUCAUCGUCUGUCCCAUCAACAUUCACUAGGAACCUCGACGUGGAUGUAUUUCAGGAUUUGUCUGUUUAAAGGUUUCUGAAGGAAAGGGGGCAAAUUGAGUAAUUUAAGAGCACAAAUUAUUAAUUCAAGGAACCCAAAUAAAAGUCUAUAAAUUACUUAUUUGAGGGUCAAAAAAGCUCUUCCUGAGAACCACCGGGCUCUGUGUGAAAAUGUAGAAUCAACUUUAACGUCAAUGAGGCUGCGAUCAGUUUGUUUUUCCACCGUUCGGACAGGAAGACGCUCCAAAUGGCCUUAACACUGAUCGAACAGGAGACUGAGUCCUGAACUGAUGAUGCACAUUUUUCUCUUUAUUUAUUGCGUUAAAAAGGGAGUUUUGCUUCCCGACUGACAUCCAGCUGACGAGGAAGAAGAAAAAACUUUUCUGCAACCAAAUUUAAAACAUUUUUAAAUAUUUUGAGAAUUGAUUUGAAGCUAUUUUGUUUCCUGCAGGAUUUUUUUUUUUUUUUUUUUUACAACAUUUCAUGGACGUUUUCUUUUAUUAACCGAUAACACGGACAUGUUUCACCCUGCUCAGUGUUCAUGUCGGUAUAUAAAAAAAACACAGCUGUCCGUUUGAGUUUCUUUUAUACAAACAGCUCGAUGCUGUGAAUACGUAGAGAUGAUUGUGUAGAUGUUUUGUGCUGCUACAUCAUCAGCUGACAGCUGACUGAUGGGGAAACUUAAAUAAUAGUUGAUAUUAAUAAUUGAAGGAUUUCUGCUGAUUUAAAGGAGAAAUCCUCCUCAAACCUCAAAAGAAAAAAGCAAUUAAUGACUUCAUUUUUCGGGUUACUUGAAUGCUUUUAAUGUUUUUAAUCAUCAGCUCCCCUGAAGAGAGUAAAACCAAUUAAAUUAAUGUAUAACCUCAGCCUGAUUAUUGUGAUUAUUAUUAUUAGCCAGAGACGAUUAUCAUCCAAAAACGCAUAAGAGACGUACUGUUGAAUUUGGUGGCAGCUCACCUUUAUUACAGCAGAGUUUAUCUCCUAAAAUAAUAAAGAAAAUAUAGCAGCAUGUCCUGAUAUGUGAAGUUGAGUUAUUGUGUCUUUAGUCCUUGAAACACCUCCGUCUCGUUCUUUUGGGUUAAAAUGUGAAUCGCCACCUGCGUAGCAGAAUUUAAUGUUAAUUUAAAACUGUGAAAAUUAGUCAAAUAUAAGGUUUCUGAUUAAAAUCAAGACGUAUAAACUCUUUGAUCAAAUUUAAAACCUCUUUCUAAAAUUACAGACAGUUGAAGACGCUGUUAAAUCUUAAAUUAAAGCACGACUCGCUUGGUCCCACAUGAAUAAGACAUAAAUUAAUAUACAUUUUAAUAUUAAUUCAUACAGUCCAGUAUGUAAGAUGUAGCUGCAAGUAUUUAUUAUUUUCGUCUGAUUUAUGGCUUAUAAUUUGCAAAAACAUGUAUUUAAGAUUUACUUUUAAAAGCCAUUUAGAUUUUAAACCAAAUUUUGUCACAAGAGGAAACCUAAAGGAUUUCUUUCCAGAUCAACACUAGACCAAGAAACUAAAUUUAAAACCUUAUUUUAGACUCUCCAGGUCUUGCAGAAACAUUAAUAAUAUUGCAUAGUAUUAAUAAUUCAGACGCUGAACUAGACAUCAGUAACCCCGCAGUAAAAGUAACUGAGACCGAAAUCUAAAUGACAGAAGUGAUCAAUAACAGCAUCUACAGGUGGAUUUUGUUCUUAUCACAUUAUUGUUAUUGUCCAGCAGGUGGCGCCGUCACUGCGACAGAACCUGAUGUUUACAGCAGGAGGGUUCGACUGACAAGUUGAUGUUAAAAAGCUGCCAAAUCUGAAUGAACUUCAGUCUCGACUGUCUGUUUGUUGCCUCCCGUUACUUGUGCGAGUUUGACCGCUGAUAUUUGCGUUCCUUCGCAUCACUCGCGCUAGGCACACAGAGAGGAGGAGGAUGGGCUUAUCUCAACUGUGGCCGAAAUAACCGCUGUUGCUGCUUUUUACACGUUGAACUCCCAGAUAUGUCGAAAAAACAACUGCCAUCUUGUCUGGGUUCAUAACAUCCUCCGGCGGCGCUCAGUGAAUUUUACCGAGCUGUAUUCACCGUAUCUAGCAAGCCACACGUCGGCUGAUUUACUGUGGUUUACUACUGCGGUAUGAACCCAAAAUAAACAGAUUGUGCUGUUAUUUAAAUGCAAUAAAUGGAUAUAAAUGAUGCCGAUAUAACUACA
Molecule: messenger RNA, 4844 nt
Organism: Sebastes umbrosus (honeycomb rockfish)
Lineage: Eukaryota; Metazoa; Chordata; Actinopteri; Perciformes; Sebastidae
Product: AFG3-like protein 1
Exons: 16
Coding region: 118-2442 (774 amino acids)
Biological process (GO): mitochondrial protein processing; protein-containing complex assembly
Cellular component (GO): m-AAA complex; membrane
Molecular function (GO): ATP hydrolysis activity; ATP-dependent peptidase activity; metalloendopeptidase activity
Source: RefSeq, a predicted model, not a curated record